Molecule: messenger RNA, 559 nt
Organism: Odontomachus brunneus
Lineage: Eukaryota; Metazoa; Arthropoda; Insecta; Hymenoptera; Formicidae
Gene: robl
Product: dynein light chain roadblock-type 2
Exons: 3
Coding region: 224-517 (97 amino acids)
Biological process (GO): microtubule-based movement
Cellular component (GO): cytoplasm; centrosome; cytoplasmic dynein complex
Molecular function (GO): dynein intermediate chain binding
Source: RefSeq, a predicted model, not a curated record
UGCAUCCAUUUGUGAUCGGUGUUGAAUAUAGAUAACAUAGAAUGACUCGUAAUACAUAAUAGUGCAACAGGAAAGUAGUGUAAUAUUUCAAGAGAAACGUAUACAAGUCAAACAAGAAAACCCAUAGUGAAUGAAUCUGUAGUCCAAAGUGCGGUUUGACAAUUUCCUGGCUUGUAAUCUUUAUCACUAAUAGUUUUUAAAAAUCUUAAAGGUCUUUAAAGAAAUGGCACAAGAAGUUGAAGAAACUAUGAAACGAAUUCAGUCUCAUAAGGGAGUGGUUGGGACGAUAGUGGUGAACGCAGAAGGAAUUCCGAUUAAAUCAACUUUAGACAACACAACAACAGUUCAAUAUGCAGGUUUAAUCAGUCAAUUGUCUGACAAAGCCCGUUCUGUUGUGCGAGAUUUGGAUCCAACUAAUGAUCUAACUUUUUUACGCAUACGCAGCAAAAAACAUGAAAUUAUGGUUGCACCUGAUAAGGAGUUUAUAUUAAUUGUAAUACAAAAUCCAGUUGAUUGAUAUUUAAAGAAAUGAAAAGUAUAUCGCAGAAUCAAGAUUUAA